Gavia stellata (red-throated loon) is the source of this 1488-nucleotide messenger RNA. RefSeq names its product TNF receptor superfamily member 14 (gene TNFRSF14). The transcript has 8 exons. Gene Ontology annotation, molecular function: protein binding; transmembrane signaling receptor activity. The coding region runs from base 1 to 861 and encodes 286 amino acids. Gene Ontology annotation, biological process: apoptotic process; defense response to Gram-positive bacterium; negative regulation of alpha-beta T cell proliferation. NCBI's taxonomy places the organism in Eukaryota, Metazoa, Chordata, Aves, Gaviiformes, Gaviidae. The record is from RefSeq and is a predicted model, not a curated record. Gene Ontology annotation, cellular component: membrane; external side of plasma membrane.
AUGGAGCGGCGGCCCCGGGCCGCAACGAGCCUGGGGAGGCCGCUGAGGCGCCGCGGCGCCCCGCGCCCCCGGGACCCUGCCCGGCAGACCAUGCGCCUGGUUUCUGCGGUUGUGCUGGUCAUGCAGCUGAAUCGUGUGGAUGCCUUGGACUGUGGGCUGGGAGAGUAUCCCAUAGGUGCCGAGUGCUGCCCAAUGUGCGCUGCUGGACUUCGGGUUUUCAAGCAUUGCACUGCCAAUUCCAGCACGACGUGCAUACCUUGUGUCGAGGAUACAUACACAGAUCAUCCCAAUGGUUUAGAACACUGCAGGAAAUGUAAACUGUGUGAUAAAGGAGCCAACCUAGUGCCAGAAGUAGCAUGUACCUAUACGAAGAAUACUGUGUGUGGCUGUCUGCCUGGGUAUUUCUGCAGCUAUUUUGGGACUGAAGACUGUGAACUUUGUCAACGCUACACUGUCUGCUUUCCUGGCAGUAUGGUAAAAGAAAGGGGCACAAAGACCACUGACAAUGUGUGUGUAACCUGUCCUCCUGGAACCUCCUCAACAGCCAACAUGUCCUACACUUGUACACCAUGGCACAGACUGAAGGAGAACGGCCUGGUACAAGGAGAGGACGGGAAUCCUUCCUCAGAUUCCUUUGUUAAAACAAUUGUUGGUUCUGUUGUUGGAACAGUGCUAGUUGUUGCAGCUGGCCUUGCAUAUAUCUGGCAAAGGAGGAAAAGGAAAAACUACGUGCCAUCGGUGCAGGAAUCAGGGAGUGGACAGCAGGGUCAGGCUUUGAUACUAACCGUGGAGAAUGGGGAUCAAACAACUGUUCCUGUGCAGGAAACCGGCGCUGAUCCUGAAGAAACCAGGCUUGAAUAGCCAUUUUUAUUUGAACUAUUGUAGACAAUGGACAUGGUACAAAAAAAAGGCCAAAAAACCAACCACAAAAAAAACCCCAAAACACCCAACAAAAAAAGCCCAACUUUUUUUCUAAAUAUCCGUGGAGAAAAAGGCAGCUUGAAAAUGAAAAGGAGGAUCUGCGAAGAAGCUAAGGAAACAGCGAAGUGGAGUCUUCUGAAGCAUCAGAGUUUGAAACAGCUGAGUGAUCAAGGCAUUGGUCAGUACCACCAGUGGCUGUAAAGCUCUCUCCUUUCACAUCCCGGCUUUAUGGAGCAGUGGCCUGUGUGGUAUGCCUGGAGUUUCUUUCCUUCUUACCCACUUGGACAGUUACAACUUGGUAUGCAUGAAAUUAUUCCAAGAUAUGUUUGUUAGUGGAAAAAAUAGCUUUUUUUCAUUUUAAAGAUUCCACAUAACUAUACAUAACAUGUUUUCCAAAUGCAUUUUGUACAAUUUUUGCCUUUUUAGAAGUAAUUGACGGGAAAUGGAAUCUUGCACAGCAAGAAAGAUGUAGCUUUUAGUAAUGUCAUGAAUUACAUAUACACAAUUACUGUCUUUUGCUAGUCACCUCUGCUCUACUCUGUGAUCAUGUGUUAGAACAAAGUUAAG